Cyphellophora europaea CBS 101466 is the source of this 1251-nucleotide messenger RNA. RefSeq lists its product as uncharacterized. Gene Ontology annotation, cellular component: mannan polymerase complex. Gene Ontology annotation, molecular function: alpha-1,6-mannosyltransferase activity. Bases 1 to 1251 code for a protein of 416 amino acids. Gene Ontology annotation, biological process: protein N-linked glycosylation. The record is from RefSeq and is a predicted model, not a curated record. NCBI's taxonomy places the organism in Eukaryota, Fungi, Ascomycota, Eurotiomycetes, Chaetothyriales, Cyphellophoraceae. The transcript has a single exon.
AUGUUCACCCGGCGCAAGCAAAACGUCAUCUUCAGCUGCAUGUUCGCCUUCUUCUUUAUCAUCUUUUUCCGUCUUGCACUGCCCGCAGACGAUGUCGCCGACAAAGAUGCCACGCCAUUGCAAGAGAGAUUCCCGCUAGUAUGGAAGCACGUCCAUAUGGCUGCUGCUCAUGGAGGAGCAUGGCACAUACCUUCCGACUGGCUCCCUCCCAACAGUCCUCCGCCCAGCAACAUCACCCAUGCCGCUCAGAUAGCUGCCGAUGUUGCCAGCUCGGAGUCUCAGCGAUACCUCAGUCAUAGUUCCAUCCCUCGCAUCGUCCAUCAGGUGUGGAAGAGCACCAACAUCCACCAUUUUCCGAACGCAGCACUACCCGCCGUGGAAUCCUGGUUGGAAUAUGCCACCGAUCCCACCCUACCAAGCAUGGCAUACUUCAUGUGGGACGACGAGGGGAUGCUGGAUCUCAUCGCCGAAGCCAACCCUGACUUCCUGCCCCAUUUCGAGGCUCUGCCCAGACCAGUGGAGAAGGCCGAUGUUUUCCGUGUCUUUGUCUGCAACUCGGUUGGCGGCGUCUACGGUGACAUCGACACCACCCCGCUCAGGCCGCCGACGGCAUGGAUCCAGCCUCGAGACAUCGCGCCCUGGGUCGAUCCUGAGACCGACACCAUAUUUGUCUCCGACGACCCGGUUGCUCUAGUUCUCGGCAUUGAAGCCGACACUGAUGAGCAUGCAGACACAUUUUGGCGCAUGGGCUAUACUUAUCCCGUCCAACUUACGCAGUGGGCACUCGCCGGUUCUCGCGAUCAGCCCGUCCUCAACCGCUUCUUAGAGAAUUUCCGCCACGCGAUGGAAGAGGCCAUGAAGGCCCCUACCGAUCUUGCAAAUGCACCCACAUCGGGUUCACAGUUGCGCAAGCUGGACCCUCUGGAGCUGACCGGCCCUUCUGCCAUUACCAAAGCCACCAAGGACUAUUUGGCAGGUGUCGCCAACCUUCGAUGGCAAGCCCUAUCCGGAUUGCAGGAUGGCGGGCAUAGCAAACUGGUCCAGGAUACGCUGAUCUUGCCCAUCACCGGGUUCAGCCCUGGUCGAGGCAAAUACGGCAACAUGGGGUCCAAGCCAUAUUCAGAUCCGGACGCAAGACUUCGACAUGAUGCCCAAGGGUCCUGGAGGAAGUUCGACGUUGUUGUUGAAAUUGGAAAGGCAUGUCGAACCGUCUUCGGCGGCUGUCGCUAUUGGUCUAAAACUCCGGGCUGA